Molecule: messenger RNA, 1515 nt
Organism: Perkinsus marinus ATCC 50983
Lineage: Eukaryota; Perkinsozoa; Perkinsida; Perkinsidae
Product: alpha tubulin, putative
Exons: 16
Coding region: 1-1515 (504 amino acids)
Biological process (GO): microtubule cytoskeleton organization; mitotic cell cycle
Cellular component (GO): cytoplasm; microtubule
Molecular function (GO): GTP binding; structural constituent of cytoskeleton
Source: RefSeq, a predicted model, not a curated record
AUGCGAGAGGUCAUCACGUGUCAUCUCGGCCAGGCGGGAUGUUCUGUCGGCCAGAAGGUAUGGGAGCUCUUCUGUAUAGAGCACGGCAUCGAGCCUGAUGGCACGAUGCCGAGCGAUGAAUCUGUCGGGUCUAUGGAGGAUCCUUUUAAUACGUUCUUCCAUGAGACUCCAUCAGGACAGCACGUUCCUCGCACGUUGUUUAUGGAUACUGAUCCGAGUGAUAUAACGUCGUCGGGUACGAAACACGAGAUCCUCGGACCUCGCUGUAAGUGGCGUAACCUGUACAAUCCCGAACAAGUGAUGGGGUACAAGCAGGAUUGCCGCAGUAACUUCUUUGAGGGUCGGACACAGGCCAUCGAGUAUCACAUAGUGGAUGAGAUGAUGGACAGAUUGAGGAAGGAAGCCGAUAAGUGCUCUAAUCUAGCAGGAUUCUUUACGUUCCGUUCCUUCGGUGGAGGGACAGGUUCGGGCAUUGGCUGUGAGCUGUUGGAGGCACUGAGAGAACAGUUUGAGAAGAAGGUUAUCCUGGAGCCCGUACUAUAUCCUAGUGCGGAGUACAGCAGUUCAGCAGUUGAACCGUACAAUUGCCUCUUCGCUACUGCUUACAGUAAGGCUGUGUGUGACCUCUCUCUCAUGCUUGACAACCAAGCAGCCUAUAAGCUGUGUCGUGAUCAGCUCGCUGUUAAAAAUCCGACCUUCUACCAUCUCAAUCGACUUAUUUCCCAAGUUGUAUCGGCCUGUACUACCUCCCUACGUUUCGAGUCUAUGAUCAAUGCCAGCCUCCUUGAGAUCAUUCAUAACAUUGUACCCACGCCAGUGUAUAGGUAUCCAAUUGUAGCACUGUCGCCAGUACGCCAUGCCUCUCGGCAUAAGCAUGAGUCCUUCUCCACUAAGGAUAUUGUUAUUGAUCUGUUCGAACCGAGGAGUUUCCUAUGCGAUGUCGGGCCGACAUUGAGGCUGAAUCGCUAUUUGAGUGUAUGUGUACUGAUCCUCGCCAUGAUGGAAGGUCGGGUCGACGCCCUGCAAGCGAUCAAUACUCUGUGUAACCCGAAAGCAAGCUAUCGUACGGCGCUGCGCUUCUUGCCUUGGAUUGAGUCCGGCUUCAAAGUGGGAGUCGUCGGUGUGCCUCCCAGCAUACCUCUUACUGGUAAUGGAGAGCCAUUCAUGGCACGUUGCGAUCGGCAAGGGUGUGUUCUGGCUAAUACCACAGCUGUCAGAACGAUGUUCUUGAGGCAGUAUAAGAAGUUCCUACAGUUAUUCUACCAUAAGUCGUACGUAUGGCAGUUCGUAGACGCCAACGGUGAGAUGGAUAUGUUCUAUGAAGCGAAGGAGAUUGUUAGGACUAUCAUAGAUGAUCACGAGGCUCUCCUCCAGCAGUGCAUGGCGAAAGAGAGCGAAACCAACGUGUUGGAGUUGGUCGGCUCGACAGCACAUUCUCAUGAUGCCAAUGCCACCGACAACCACCCACCUUUUACUGAUGAGGAAAAUGACCAGAGGGUCGCUCAGCAGGGAUGA